AUGGACUGGGCUGAAGGCCCUGAGAAACGCCUCGGGUCAGGCUCGUUUAAGACCACGCACCACGGUAUCCUGCAAGUCGGCAUCGCCUUGCAUGAAGUUCAACUUCCGCAGGCACUCCAAGGCAAUGUCUGUAUCAAGCAUCCAUAUCAAGGAGUUAACAGGAGCGGAGAUGUCAGGAGGGUCACCGAAAGUUUCGAAAGAACUUGCAUCCUUCGAGAGGCAAACACCAUGUUGUGGGCGAAUGCUUUACAUGACAUGAGCCUCGAUAUGGUACUCAGCAAAGCACCCUCCCUUGGCACACCUUCUGGGCCAAUCCCAGAUCUUCGCUUUGUGGAGGCCGCAGUUGUGAUGAAUUUGAAGCCUGAUUCUGUCAAACCAAAGGAUUGGCAUGGAUUUUGUGCCCUGGUGGAAAGGCUUUUGCCAGAGGAUGACUUCGUCAAAUACGUGUGCAAUGGCACACCUCAGCCUAUCGACUUGGGCUCCGACAAGCAACAUCGUAUUGCGGUGUUCCUAUGCUUCUUGCAACAUAUUCAGUAUCGUUUCACUAAGGAGAAGGCAUUUGUUUCGGAUUACCAAGGUAUUUUUCUCUCAAGAUUCUCAGCGAUCCGUGAUUAA
Desarmillaria tabescens is the source of this 615-nucleotide messenger RNA. RefSeq lists its product as uncharacterized. Bases 1 to 615 code for a protein of 204 amino acids. Gene Ontology annotation, biological process: protein phosphorylation. The transcript has a single exon. NCBI's taxonomy places the organism in Eukaryota, Fungi, Basidiomycota, Agaricomycetes, Agaricales, Physalacriaceae. The record is from RefSeq and is a predicted model, not a curated record. Gene Ontology annotation, molecular function: protein serine/threonine kinase activity; ATP binding.